Messenger RNA from Schistosoma bovis, 1218 nucleotides. The record is from the annotation of a GenBank genome assembly. NCBI's taxonomy places the organism in Eukaryota, Metazoa, Platyhelminthes, Trematoda, Strigeidida, Schistosomatidae.
AUGUGUAUAAGUAUAUCUGCAUUCCGAAAAUACUAUCGACCGGAGCCAAAAAAGCCAUACUUACAUUCAAUGAAAUUGAAAUCUCCCUUUGGAAGACCUACACGUUCUUCAUAUCUUAGAAGUCAGUUAAGUUAUGGACGUAUGGAUAGAGAAAGCAGCAAAGAUUUAAGAAGAGAUAACAGUGAUAUAUUUGACUGUCAUACGCUUAUUGAACCGAUUCAUAAGUUAUUAACUAACAGAUUCUCUUCUACACUUUUUCAUAACCUUAACAGUAGUAAAUUGCACACAGGGUUACAUCCAACAAAUGGUAACAAAGUUAAACGAAAAGUACAAACAAUAAAAACUCCAAAAUCAUGUUCAAACAUUAGUAUUAAUACUAAUGAUUGUUUAAUAAUAAAAUCAAAGAAUGCUUUAAAUCAAUCUUGUUCAAUUUCUACAAGAUUAAAUUUAACUGAAAUAAAUGAGUCAAAUUCUGAUUUUGUAAAUUUAGAAAAUAAUAUAUCUGUAUGCUUAAAAAUUCAAGGCAGUCCGAGGAAAACUACCUCACUGUACACAAAACAAAAAUGUAGUUUAAGUGAAAAUGAUAUUGUGAAGGUUGUUUCACCAAGAUUAUCAAAUCAAUAUAAACAUCCAAGAACUCAAAAAUCAUAUGAGAACAUACUUUCAUCUGGUCGUGCAUACUCAAUAUCUUCCAUAUCAGCUGAGAGAAUUAAGGGGAUUCUGGAUGACAAAUUAUGUAUUUACGGUUAUCAGACAGGAAAAACUCCAAGAACAUCCGAUUUCCAUGAGUUAGAUGAUAUUCCUGAAAAUCAACUUCAUACUCUGUCUUAUUAUAAUAAUAACAAACAAUUGAAAGUUUCACACAAAACAUCAGCCCGUCCUAAAAGUGCUGGGGAUGCUCACAUUGGAAUAAAUUCUAUUAAAGAUAUUAAAGAAUUAUUAAAUAUUCAGUCCAUUGAUACCCCACCAAAACCUUUCCUUUUAAGUGAAAGGCGACCUAAUCGAAUUAGAUCAGCGCGUGAAUAUCGACGAAAACAUAUCGAACGAAAAUUUUGUUCAUGUUUAAAUUCAACAGAUGAUCUCAGUCUUCAAAACAAUGAUACUUCUGUUUCAGAUGGAACAACUACAAACAGUGUACACAGUGCUAGACAACGAGCAGAUAUUCACUUACCAAGCGUUAAACAUUUAAUAGAAACAUAUGAAGAAGUAGAAAAGUGA